UUAAACAUGCAAAUGGCGGCCUGCACAAGCUAGAGACAUAUUGGACUUCCGUGAAUUUAGCUGCGAUCAUGGGCCGAAAAUCGAACUGUUGUGGCUUAUCGUGGUUUGUAAACGAUGGAAUCGGCAUUGGAUGUGCGGUUUUUACAUAUUUACUCAUAGCGUAUGCCGAGUUUGUGGUUGUAUUUGUGAUGCUACUGCCUGAGGUUGUAACUUCAGCUGCGAUCGGGGUUUUCCACGCCAUCGCUUUUACUCUGUUGGCGGGUCUUGCGCUUGUUGCCCACAGUCGAGCGAUGUGCAGUGAUCCAGGUACCAUCCCUUUAGGAAAUUGCACUACAGAAAACUUGAAGAAGCUUCAAUUAAAAGAGGGAGAAGUAGUUCUAAGAUGCACUAGAUGUGAGUGUAUCAAGCUUGAUCGAGCUCACCACUGUAGCACUUGUCAGAGAUGUAUUAGGAAAAUGGAUCACCACUGUCCAUGGAUAAAUAAUUGUGUGGGGGAAGACAAUCAAAAAUUCUUUGUAUUGUUUACAAUGUAUAUUUUUUUGAUAUCCAUAUAUGCAUUGGUUUUGACGAUACGACAAAUACUUAUAUGUACAGAAAAUGAAUGGCAUGAUUGCACCUUUUUACCAGUAGCCUCAGCCAUUUUAUUGAUGAUUUUUCUAGUCUUUGAAGGAUUACUAUUUGGGAUUUUCACUCUUGUUAUGUUCUGCAGUCAAGUAUCCUCAAUAGUUAAAGAUGAAACGGGAAUAGAACAUUUAAAGAAGGAGAGAGUUAUCAAAAAUAAUUCUGUGUAUGAGAAUCUUCAAGAUGUUUUUGGAGGGUAUUUUUCUAUUUCAUGGUUUUCACCUUUCACUUCGGCUCCCUUGCGACGAGCGAACUUUACAUUUCACGACGUCUGACAGAAUUCAUUUAAGAAAACACGUGAAGGGAUGAUGGAAAGCCUGUGGUACAUUAGCCUAAGUGUACAUUUUGAAUGCAGGCUAUUGCAUCGCUCAAAGGAAAGAGUUCAUGUAGCGGUCAAAGCCUACGGCAAAAAAAGUUGUAAAUUUAUUUUCAAAGCUCGUUGAGCGAUUUUAAAGCUACCGCUCUUUGUUAUCCAAUUAUAAGAUGCCACAAAUAUACGGAAUAUCCUCUUCAUGACGUUAUGUUGCCUAGCAACUUCAGGGACGAAAACCGCGGGCUCAUCUGGUCUCUGAAAAAAGAAAAAUU
This is a messenger RNA of Pocillopora damicornis (cauliflower coral), 1206 nucleotides long. RefSeq names its product palmitoyltransferase ZDHHC3. The record is from RefSeq and is a predicted model, not a curated record. Gene Ontology annotation, molecular function: palmitoyltransferase activity. NCBI's taxonomy places the organism in Eukaryota, Metazoa, Cnidaria, Anthozoa, Scleractinia, Pocilloporidae.